AUGCAGUUUUCCAUGGACUUAUCUCAGCCUGCCCUACCGCCUAUGGGCGCUGCCCUGCCUGCGUCGUUGGCGUUCCGGAAAAACCUGGUGUGUUACACAUCAGACGCCAGCACUGUUGUAGAGUACUUACAGAACUUGAAACUGCCGUAUUGUAUUUGGGACGAUUAUGAGUGUGUCGAAGCUAAAGAGAGGCCAGACACGGGCACGGUGCUGGUGUUACCAAACGUGGACAAGUCGCUCGUGCGACACCAGGACCAGCUAGCCAAAUACCUGCAAGUGAUGCGGCAGCGGGAAACGCCAUUUUUCGCAGCAAUCGCUACCGUGUCUCCGGAAUUCGUGCCGUACGCCCAUAUGACGGCGUACCUGAAGCGACAGUUCUGGUUCGCAUGCCACGAGCCACGCCCUCAAGACCUGGUCGAGUUGUCCGAACUCGAACUCCCGUCUUUGAGGUCGACGCUCCGCCAAAUUCACGUACACCAGUCGAUUCGACGCUACGUGCUCGACAUCGUUGUGCAUUUGAGGGUUCACAGGUUCUCCAAACAGGCAUCAGGAGGUGGUUGUAGUGCACAUGCGCUUGGCGACAUGCUGGAAUUAUGCCAGACCCUGGCUCUGGCGCAAGAAAGAACUUUCGUGGUUCCCGAUCUAGUGAAGCUCGCUGCCCAAUGGUACUUCCCGUUCCAUAUCGAGGUUAUCCAGGACCCCCGCCACGAAAUUUCUCUACAAUUUGGGUCCGACCCGGACCUGGUCGCUCAGGUUCUAGAAAAACUGCGGAAUUUUUCGCUGCACCGGUCUCGAGAGACCCAGUAUCCGCUUUACUUCCAGUUUAUGGUUCUGAGAGAUGUUCUACGCAUAGUAGUUCCACCGAUUUAG
Molecule: messenger RNA, 870 nt
Organism: Lachancea meyersii CBS 8951
Lineage: Eukaryota; Fungi; Ascomycota; Saccharomycetes; Saccharomycetales; Saccharomycetaceae
Source: the annotation of a GenBank genome assembly